Molecule: messenger RNA, 6785 nt
Organism: Lytechinus pictus (painted urchin)
Lineage: Eukaryota; Metazoa; Echinodermata; Echinoidea; Temnopleuroida; Toxopneustidae
Product: nucleolar protein dao-5-like
Exons: 29
Coding region: 203-4522 (1439 amino acids)
Source: RefSeq, a predicted model, not a curated record
AUUGAGUAUACCUACAUGUUCGUUUUAUGAAUUUAAAUUUCCUGUGGUUAAAGCGUUUUAUUUGGACACAAAAAGUGCCGAAAGACAGACUAUUCUUCCACCAAUUGAUGCACUAUACAACAGCCUCUUCGCCAACCUAUCUGCCAGCUACCCUUCACAUCUCUUGCGGAAACGAUGGGAGUCGUCUGUGGCGGCGUCGUCGAUGGGUGCGACAUCGGUCUCAUCAGACCUGAACAGCACCAGCUACCUCCCUUUUAUCGGUACCGCUCGACUUCAUCCCAAGGAGCUCACCCCUACAGUUCGGCGGGAUGACAGUUCACAGCCUCCUAGUUUCUGCUACGGUUGCACGGCCGAGCUUGGAAAUCAACCAGAUAUCAAAGCACCUCUGUUCUUUCUUGACAACCCAGGUGAUAGCACGGAUGAUGACCGAUUAGGCAUCGAGCAUGCGCAGUUGGUUCCACAAAAUGGCCCCGCCCACCAACACGUUGCUACCACCCGAGUCUGCUACGGCUGCUCUCUCAGCAAACUACCACAUGUGCAUGUGACGAAGCCACGUCGAGUAGGUGGUGGAUACACCAUGGUACGCCAAGCUGUCGAGCCUUACAGCGGAGACAAACACAAAAAUGGCGGUUCGCCCCCACCCUCAACAUAUAUAUCAGAUGACAUGUCUUCAGACGAUGAGGACAUCGAAAGCCACUUCGAUGCCGUGAUCGACGAAGAAGAAAGGGGGAUUUUAGAUUACAUCAAUGUCGCAAAGCUGGAUGAGCCAACGCUCCCGCUCCCGUCAAUCCCGCGGGAGAAACCACUCCCGAUCCCACUUUGUAUCAUGGAAAAGAUCAAAGCUAAAGAUGUAAAGGCAGUCAGCUUGCAUGAACGACAUUGCUACGCUUGUCGCGAAGCUCUCAAACACUAUUGGCCGGAAUACUUUACCUUGAGAGACGAAUCAGAUGGCUCAACAUCCGGGGUCGGCACCUCUAUCGGCUCAGAAGCCUUGGAAGAAGAAGAGCGCCGCCAAGAGGAAAGAAAAAGACAGUUAGAGGAAGCACGACAAUUGAGACGAGAAGAAGAGGCAAGGCGAAAAGAAGAGGAAGCAGAGAGAAGGAAAAAUCUUUACAAACCUCCUAAAGCAUUCCAGCUGAAGAAGACCGACAAGAAAGAGAUUGAAUCCAAGGAUCCCUUCUCGACAGAUCGAAAUCUGAACAUUCCAAAGAGCGAAGGGUUCAAACUCACGAAAACCGAGAAGCAGACGACGAAGUUUAUCGAGCAUUCCCGACAGGAAACCGAAUGGAAAGAGCCGAAGAAAUUUGAACUUACGAAGACGGAACCGAAAACAACAAAAACGGGCUGGAAGCCUCCGGAAAGACUCGAAAGACUUAGACCUGCGACUCCGCCUACGCCGCCACCUCCACCGAAAGGAAAGAAACCCACAGUGCCCAUCGAGCCGAAAAAGCGCGAACCUCCUCCAAAGAAACCCGAUCCUCCAAAGCAGGUCGAAAAGCCAAAGCCGAUUGAAAAGCCUAAACCUGUUGAAAAGCCAAAAGAACCUCCUCCACAGAAAAGAGAGCCAAAGCCUGAACCAAAACCGAAACCGGCACCAAAACCUGUUGAAAAACCAGUAAAAGAACCCCCUAAACCGAAGGAAGUCCCAAAACCAAAAGAACCACCCACAGAGAAAGUGCAACCGGAGCCAAAACAGCGACCACCGAAGGAGCCUCCUCCCCCUCCCCCGAAGAAAGAAGUAACUAAGAAAGUUGAACCGGUCAAGACGGAGCCUCCAAAACCCAUUGAGAAACCGAAGAAAGUCGAAGAACCUCCUAGGAAGGAGAAACCGGAGAAGGAAAAGCCGAAACCGAUCGAAAAGGAGAAACCCAAACCGGUUGAAAAAGAGAAACCCAAACCGGUCGAAAAGGAGAAACCCAAACCGAUAGUAAAGGAGAAACCCAAACCGGUUGUAAAGGAGACAACCAAACCGGUGGUAAAGGAGCAACCGAAAAAGGAAAUCCGACCAGUCAAGAAACAAGAGCCUCCGACGAAACCAGUAGCAGCAGCUCCCAGUAAUCGAGCACCGCCUCCCCCACGCAAACCCAGCCCACCUCCACCAAAGGAACCAACACCGCCUCCUCCCAAAGACCCGACCCCGGUACCACCCCCAAGAGACCCUACGCCGCCGCCUCCACCGAAGCCGAAGAAAGAAAUAAAACCUCCACCCGAGAGAAAGAAACCACAGAAACAGAAAAAGAAAACUAAAAACAAGAAACAGGAUGCCAAAUCAUCCAAGGAAUAUGUCAAGAUACCCAUUAUUCCAUAUAAGUCACCAGAAAAAGAUCGGACACCUCCACCGAAACAAGAGCUCCCUCCAUCUCCCCCCGAAGAACCUGUACAGAAAGUUAUCCCCGCCCCUGAGCCGGAGCCAGUGAAACCCGUCUCACUUCCAACCAAGGAAAAAGAGUCUAAGCCGAAGGUUAAUCCUCCUAAGAAGAACCGACGAGCGAAGCUUCCUAAGCGGGUGAGGAAAGAAGUCAAACCCCUUGGAGUGGCAGCGCCUAUGCCAGUCAGGCCACCGCCAUCGGAUCAUUGGGAAAUGCCCGACACUGGGCCACGGGUUGCGGACAUUUCUGUGCCUGCGUUCCCAGUGCCUGCCCCCGUAGAACCACAACUCCCACCUCUUCCUGAGAUUCCUGUCCCUCAACCAGCCCCGAAGCCAGUCGAGGAACCCGUUCCUGAGCCCCGGAAACGACCUAUGCCCCUGCCACAGAAACCCGAGCCAAUCAUGUGGAGGAGACGACCUGAAUAUAAACCUAAGAAGAAGAAAUGGAGGAAGGUUGAAGCCGGUAGCCCCCCUAGCAGCCCGGACCCAGCCGUGAGGGAUCCACUCGACUAUCUUGCCAAGUACUGCAUUGUCCACAAAGAACGUGUGCCACAUUACCAGCGCGUCUUCAACACCCAACUCCGGAGUACGGGGAUCAGCGUUGAAGAUCGUACGUUAAGGCAAUGGAUGAACACGGCGUCUUCGGACAGGGCAGCGGGUGACCACGACAUCGACGACCAGUCGGAGACGGGAUCGAUGACCACGGAGCAGUCAUCUGGAUACGGAAGUGCAAUAGUGAGGCCAGGCGAGGUCAAUCUCGGGUUCAAGAGUGACUUGGAAGAGUUUAGUGCUACCUUUAAGACCACACCCAUGGAGGUCAAUGAAGACGACUAUGUUAGUCCGAUGAAACUGGACGAUGUCGAAGGUGGAGGCGGUAAAGGCGAUGUCAAAGAUGACGAUGUUGACAGCGGCAGAGCUGACAGCGCCUCAAGCGACGACCCACAGAGAAUGUUGAAAGCAAAGAUUGCAUCUUAUGGAAUCAAUGACAAAUUUGACGUCGAAGAAAAACUGGAUAGGAGCCGCUUUAUGCUAGAGAGACAAGAACAGAAAGUAGCCACUUUGAAGGAGAAAGUUUCGUACUUAGAAACUUCUCGGAACAAGGCGAUCGCGGAUAUUGCAAGAAACGAGUUCCUUGAGAUCUUCCGCUUUGACUGGGACCCAGAUGCUGCAGCAGCAGCCGAGGCAAAGAAGAAGAAGGAUAAAAAGUCAAAGAAGAAAAAGAAAGACAAAGAAUCCAAGACAUCGGGACCAAAAAGUGUGAUAAUUGGCCAUGCAGACACAUCGUCAGCUUCACCACCACUGUCAUCUUCAUCGUCUACCAAACCAAUAGAAACAGAAACAACGAAAAUUGGCAGUUUGGGAUUCCCUAUCCUGAAAAAUGGGACCGACGAGUGGGUCUUGAGCAGAAUGACCGAAAAACAGGUUGCCAUGGCCGAGACUGAUGCAGAGGUUUACAGACUCACCGUUAGUAAACAAAUCACGGAGGAGAGACUGGAAGCAGCGAAUAAACAAGUCAGAGAACUAGAAGGUGAAAAGAAGAUGUUGGAGGAUCUUGAAACGAGGAUGAAAGACAAUGAAUCGUCCGAUCGGAUGGCAUCCAAACCAGAGUUUAGAAGGAAACAGAGCACUCUCUUCAACAUGAUGAACCAAGAACAGCCGUUCGAAAUCGAGACGGCGAAUGUGGAAAGCCUAUUGCAGAGAGUCAACAGUCAUUUAAUAUCAGAAAAGGAAUGCCAAUAUGUGUACCACGUUCUUGAUUUACCUCAGCGUCAUCGAAUCGAUUUUAAGCUCUUCACCAUCGUUGCAGCUUUGUCCGAGAAAAUAUCAAGGCUAGACCCCUUUAUCAAGAAACUGAUCAACAAGAUCAACUUUGAGGCUCUAAAUGUGAAGAUGGACCGAGCCAAGGAGUUGUUCUAUCUCCUAGAGGACGAGGAGGAGCAUGGUUUUCCUGGUGAGGUUCCCGUCAAGAACCUUCAGGUUGAGCUGGAGGCAGGUGGCCUCCGGAAAGAGCAUGUUGAUCUGGUGAUGACAAAGUUCACUCGAGAAGGGAAAGCAACGGUGGACUUUCUGGACUUCUUGACCUACAUCCCCCUCUUCAUCGACCUGCAUGAGAACAUUGUCUCAGAUCCUCUCUACGCUACCAAGGACCUGUGAUGAGGGUACCUACAGUGAGUCAUUCACAUCAAUUAGACUUGCGAUGGACUGGUCAGGGGAGCGGUUUAUCAACAUUUUUGUCCCAACAAGUUGUCAGAUCUGACAACUUUCCUUGGUGUAUAUUGGCUAAGAAUCGGUGUUACUAUGGUAACGGUAAGAUAAAAUGGGACUUUUCGGAUAAACGUCCAACAACCCCUUUCACGAAGCGCUUCCCAGAGGAAUGCAAGAUGACGAGGAUGCACAUCAAGUCGCUCGAAAGUCGCUCGAAGGAGUUAGAUGGAAUUGUAUCCUACCGAUGCCAUAAUAAUUCCUUGAAGAACAAGGAAACUAAUAACACCAGAGAAGUACAUCACAGAGGGUCUUCCUCUUUAGCGCUAGUAGUGAAUCUCCAAGAAUUAGAAGACAAAAAAUUCAAUCUAUUUAGAGUCCAUUAAUUGAUUUAAAAUUGAACUCUGUAAAAAUUUCCAUUCUGGAGUGUGUGCGUCAAAUAUGAAACCAUAAAGUCUGUUAAAUGUAAGUGCUAUCAUUGUCAUAAUUGUAGAUAAUAGUAUUAUAUAUAUUUAUUAAGGCACUUUUGUAGGUUGCUGAACAAUUAUACAGCAAUUAAGGGCGAAAUAGAUUGUGAUAUUAAGUAUUUCAACAUUCAUUUUUUUCAAUUUCACUAUCAAUAUUCGAUACUUCUUUCUUUUACUGUAAGAGCUACUGGCAUGACUACGAUUUUGUUUAUUAUACCGUCCAACAAAUAUAACAUUCAAGUUAUUCAACAAAUAAUGCAGUAUUAUUCUUCACUAAUACGAAUCCAGCAUUAGUAGUAUUGAUAGCAUUUCGUUAUGCCCUAUCUAGUGCUAGUGUCUGCUUUAAAUGAUAUUUAAAUAAGUGUUGCAAUUAAAUGCCUUGUAGCAAACAUACUCUUUUCUAUUUCUUAAUGUUAAAUAUGAUUACUAUAGCAUACUCAUAUUGUACUCAACCUAUGGCAAUCAAGUAGUGUGUUUAGCUUUGAUUUAGAAUACAAAGUUUCGUGUAAAUAGGGUUCAUUGGUUUACAUGUACAUACACAGAAAACUAUCUAGAGAAUGUGAAUUUAUUCAUUCUAGUUUUUUAAGUGUUUUCUCUUCUUUUGUAUUGUUUGUGUAUUAUUUUCCCUUCGCAUUUAUCCAUGCUGUCACGUUCUUUCGCUCCAUUUGUUUUGUUAUUCCUACAUGUGCAUGUUGCUUGAAACCUGUAAACGAUAUCAAGACAAUGGAUUUCGACACUUUUCAUACAAUUUUUUCCUUUGACAGCCCCUCCCACUUCCCCUCUGUCACGCUCUUCUUGAAAGAUUUGUUUCUAUUACCGGUUUUGUGCUUCUCUUCACGUUAUACAGUGAUGUAAAUCGUGUGAAUAAGCGUGCAAUCCCACGAUAUAUAUUCUUGGUAUAUUUGUGGCGCCAUGAUACAUACUUAUCCAAUAUUAUUAUUCAAAAUUGUUUACUUGGUGUGAUCUAUAUAUUGGGGUAAAGAAUAAGGCAAUCGUAUGUGUUACUGAAAGCAAUGAACGAAUUAGAUAUACAGUGUAUUUUUUUACCUCACGUUUUGUCAUGGUAACCUUAAAAUGGUCUUUCACCACUAAGACUAUGACGUCACAAUGCUUAAUUCGUGUAUACUGCCUAACGUGUUAAACAUCACGGUUGAUAUAUAUGUGUAGUAUAGGCUUAUAUAUUUGCAUUAAUGCUCGCAUAUAUCGAAUUAUUACAAAUGUACAAUUAUUUAUUAUUGACUUGAUAUGAACCGUCACAUUUACUAUAGUGUCUUAAAUGUAGUGUAGGAACAUUUCAUCUUGCCAUCGUGUUUUAAAGAACGCUGUGUAUUAUUUUAAAAGUAGGUAUAAGAUAAGGGAAACAUUGAAACAUAAUUGAAACAUUGCGCUCUUAAAUGUUCUGAGAUGUUAUUUUUUAUUUAUCAUUUUAACAGAAUGCAUCCGUUUGCAUAGAACUACAUGGUAUAUAGAAUUCGGAAUCCAAAUGUAGAUGAAGUGUUAUAAAUUGUAUCGAAUUUAUAUUACCACAGGUUUCAUGUUAGAUUAGUAAGUAGACUGAGAAACAUGUGUACCAAACUAAAUGAUUAACUUGACAUAGAAGGGGGAAUACUUAUGUAUUUGGUAUAUGAAUUCAAGAUAACUUGACGUUAUAAUGUGCAAUGCUAACAAUAAUUAACUAAUUUGCUAUGGCGUAUAAACCUGCUGGGUUAUUACAUGAAGCAAUAAAAUAUAGAUUAAUUUACACAGAA